Molecule: messenger RNA, 926 nt
Organism: Priapulus caudatus
Lineage: Eukaryota; Metazoa; Priapulida; Priapulimorpha; Priapulimorphida; Priapulidae
Product: serine-aspartate repeat-containing protein C-like
Exons: 1
Coding region: 4-657 (217 amino acids)
Source: RefSeq, a predicted model, not a curated record
UUCAUGUAUCUAGACGAAAAGGUAGCGGUGUUUAACAAGUCACAACCAGAGGCGAUGGAGGCUUUCCAAACUCCCGGCAAGCACACGUUCUUCUUCUGCCAUCGUCUACCGAGGAACCUUCCGGGAAGCUUCAGUUACUCUGCAGCCGACCACGACGCGAGCAUUUCCUACUCUAUUUACGCUGUGUUGAAGACACCGAAGAGGUUCGGCUGCAAGCAGACGAUCACCAGGGCAGAGGUAACAAUACUGAAGACACAGAGCGAUUACGACGAGGAUUUCGACUGUGAAGAUAUUACCUCUGAUGGGCAUGGCGGCUGCACAUACACGUACAUUCCUCUACACCUGCUUGAGCGUAACAACGGACACAGGAAGCUAGAAAGAGUGGCCGCGCAGCUACCGUCCAGCGAUAACGCAGCCAGAUUGAUGAGAUCUUCAUCGCAGUCCAGUAGCGACAGCUUGAGCGAUAGUGAUACCGAAUCUACCGGGUCUAGCGACAGCGAGCUGAGUAGUUCCGACGAUUCCGACAGCGACGUCGUGUCGCUUGGUUCGCUGGGUAGCGAUGAGACGUACGAUGUCACCGCUUGUGUCCAGCAAAUGAACAUGUCAUCUGAUAGACCUGGCAAUAGUUCGCUAUUUAAAACUGUCAUUGUAAUCUGAAUAUUUCGCAUGCGAUUCAUUUCAGCUUGCGAUAAUAUCGCUAGCACAGUUAACGAUACUUAUGUGCGAGACUUGAUAUCAUUGUUAUUAUUUAUAGUAGACAUCAUGUCGUGUUGUAGGUAUUCAUACCGUGAUAGUCCAGAAGCUUAAUUUGUCGACGGUUGACUUGCUCGAUUUAUUGAGGUCAAAUUGUAUAUGAUGAAAUACACCGAUAUGUAAAUAAUUUUAUGUAUAAUACCAUGUAUAUGAAUUAAACUCUGAUUACUUAA